Molecule: messenger RNA, 701 nt
Organism: Aspergillus ruber CBS 135680
Lineage: Eukaryota; Fungi; Ascomycota; Eurotiomycetes; Eurotiales; Aspergillaceae
Exons: 2
Coding region: 252-668 (138 amino acids)
Source: RefSeq, a predicted model, not a curated record
AUGCCAUACAGAAAAUCAAGACAAACGGCAGCUUAGCGACACCACACAACGUCUAUGGAUUUCUUGUGUAAAUAGGCCUUUCUCCUUCUUUCCUUUCCUCCUCCAGAUUCAAUAGUCUCUUUUAUCUACUAGUCAUUGAGCCCGUGACAGCACCAUUGCGUACUUUUGUGAUUCGUUUUAACAACGCGAGGUAGCUGAGAUCAAAUGAUAAAUGCUGAAGUGGCUUACAACACCUCAUAAAAAGGAUCUAUAUGAUCUGUGUUACAAUGGUGUGGUGUGGUCUCUGUGACUGCUCGUUUGGCAGCCAGGAGGCCCUCAGCCAACACCUCCGGGACUCACCCACCCAUCCUCAACUACCCAAAACACCACUGAACAGAUUUUUUCAAUCAUUUGACGGCUUUAUAUUUGAUCCUAAUAUACCAUCGAACGAAUCGUAUUCGUCCUUCCAAAGAUUCUACAGUUGGCGUAAAGGCGAUAAGGACUCAGCCCAAGCUUGGGACCAGUAUCAGGAAGCGCUUACUCAAGAGUUCAAACUCUGGUUUGGGGCAGAGGACAACAUUGCUGCUUGGCAUUCACUUUGUCGCGCUGUGAGGAUUAAACCUCUACCAAGAAGUUGUCUUGAAUGUGGCCGUGCGAGGAAUACGUAUAAAUAUUGUUGGCCUGAUUGAUUGGGCUCGCAGUACUGGAAACCACAGUGAGAU